Messenger RNA from Cryptomeria japonica (Japanese cedar), 1891 nucleotides. RefSeq names its product chorismate synthase 1, chloroplastic. NCBI's taxonomy places the organism in Eukaryota, Viridiplantae, Streptophyta, Pinopsida, Cupressales, Cupressaceae. The transcript has 13 exons. Gene Ontology annotation, biological process: chorismate biosynthetic process; aromatic amino acid biosynthetic process. Gene Ontology annotation, cellular component: cytosol. Bases 228 to 1535 code for a protein of 435 amino acids. Gene Ontology annotation, molecular function: chorismate synthase activity; FMN binding. The record is from RefSeq and is a predicted model, not a curated record.
CACCAACAACCCCCACACCAACCGCACCAAAUGGUUUGCUUUACCGAAUCACUGAUAACUAUUUUUUAAAUAGGCUGGAAGGGAAGGAGCUGCUACACCUACUUAAAUAUCACGUGGUAGCAUAUACACAAUGUGUAUGUACCUGCAAAUUGCUGUAUUAUUAUAGUGAGCUUGUGUUGCAGAAACUCACUGGAGAUCUGUGAGUAAGAUCAAGAAAAGAAACAGAAAUGAGCUCUGCAAUUCUCUCCAAGGCAUUUCUGAAGAUUUCAGUGAAAGAUGGAUUUGCAGAAGGUGCAAAUGGAAAGACAUCUCAAAAUCUUCAGUUUCGCCCUCGCCAAAUGCGAUCGAGAAGACUUGAUGUAAGAGCUAGUGCUGGAAGUUCAUUUGGCACUUUAUUUCGUGUUACAACAUUUGGAGAAUCCCAUGGUGGGGGUGUAGGUUGUGUAAUUGAUGGAUGCCCCCCGCGUAUUCCUAUCUCAGAAGCUGAUCUUCAAGUUGAACUAGACAGAAGGAGGCCGGGACAAAGCCGCAUCACCACUCCUAGAAAGGAAACUGACACAUGCAAGAUUCUGUCAGGUCUUUCUGAAGGUCAAACUACUGGAACACCAAUUUCGGUUCUCGUGCCAAAUACAGAUCAAAGAGGACAUGAUUAUAGUGAAAUGGCAUUAGCAUACAGGCCUUCGCAUGCUGAUGCUACAUAUGACUUCAAAUAUGGUGUUCGCUCAGUUCAGGGAGGUGGCAGAUCUUCGGCAAGAGAAACUAUAGGAAGAGUAGCUGCUGGAGCUGUAGCGAAAAAAAUUCUUCAGCUAAAAGCUGGGACUGAGGUUUUGGCAUAUGUAUCGCAAGUUCAUAAAGUUACUCUUCCUGAUGGAACUGUUGAUCAUGAUACAUUGACUCAGGAUAUGAUUGAAAGUAAUAUUGUCAGGUGCCCAGAUUCUGUCUAUGCUGAAAAAAUGAUAGAUGCCAUAGAUGCUGUUCGCGUAAAAGGUGAUUCAGUUGGAGGAGUGGUUACCUGCAUUGCAAGGAAUGUCCCUAGGGGGCUUGGUUCACCAGUAUUUGACAAGCUUGAAGCAGAGUUGGCAAAGGCCGUUAUGUCCCUGCCUGCAACCAAAGGAUUUGAAAUUGGUAGUGGCUUUUCAGGUACUCUGUGCACUGGUAGUGAACACAAUGAUGAAUUUUACAUGGAUGAAAUGGGAAAUGUUAGGACCCGAACUAAUAGGUCAGGCGGUAUACAGGGUGGGAUAUCUAAUGGCGAAACGAUAGUAAUGAGGGUUGCCUUUAAGCCCACAUCAACCAUUACGAAGAAGCAAAUGACUGUCACCAGAGGUAGGGAGGAGACUGAACUUCAAGCACGUGGUCGUCAUGAUCCAUGUGUAGUACCUAGAGCUGUGCCCAUGGUUGAGGCUAUGGUGGCUUUGGUGUUAGCCGAUCAGUUGAUGCAGCAGUAUGCACAGUGUGAGUUGUUUCCCCUUAAUAGUUCACUCCAAACACCACUGGACGUGCAGCACGAGACACCAUUAGAGAUGGCCAUUUAGAAUGGAGAAAUGACAUUGGAUGUCACAUCUUAAUUUUUGGAUCUGAUAUGUUAUAUUCUGAGAACAGAAAUUAAUGGAAGAUUGUUUGGUUGGAGUUGAUAUUAUUUAACCACCAAGUUGAAGUAUUUGUAUUUGUAUCUAUACAAGGAAACUUAAAACAUCAACUCUUUUUCUUUUCUUAUCAUUCGGGCAUUCAAUGCAUGCUAUAUAACAAGAGAUGGUUUUCUUGUAUGGAAGGGUACUUUGGAAAUAAACUGGAAGCGGCUGCUAAGAUAGAACAUGAUGCCUGUGCACAUUAUGGCACACAUUUGUAUAUUUAAGUUCAAAAAAAUAAUUUAAUGAGCAAUUUACAGUUC